Messenger RNA from Cavenderia fasciculata, 537 nucleotides. RefSeq names its product recoverin family protein. NCBI's taxonomy places the organism in Eukaryota, Evosea, Eumycetozoa, Acytosteliales, Cavenderiaceae. Gene Ontology annotation, molecular function: calcium ion binding. The transcript is spliced from 3 exons. The record is from RefSeq and is a predicted model, not a curated record. Bases 1 to 537 code for a protein of 178 amino acids.
AUGGGUCAAAGUCAAAGCAAGGGAAAAGAUUUUGCUGAAAUAGCUCAAAACUCUAGACAGAAAAAGUAUGGUGGUCUUGAUACAACAUUUUCUAGUAUUUUGUUUAAUCUCUUUGAUCGUAAUGGUGACAAGGAUAUUGAUUUUCAAGAAUUUUGUUUGGCCUAUGGAUAUUUGGUAAAUCGAUCACUGGAUGACGUCAGCACUGUAUCAUUUAAAUGUUUGGAUUUAAAUGGAGAUGGUGAAGUGUCCAAGAAUGAGUUGCGCAGUGUCGUCAUGAUGAACAAAAAGAUGGAAAAGUAUGUAAAGAUACACAACAAGCAAGUGCCAUUGGACAAGAUAACCUUGGAUCCAAGAGAAACUUCAGAUAUCUAUGACAAGGCUGAUAAGCUAUUCGCAAUGCUAGACAAGAACGGUGAUGGAAGGGUUUCAAACGAAGAGUUUAUGACCCUCGUCAAGAGCUCUCCACAAAUUCAAAAAAUCUUUACCGAGUUGUUGGUAAAGGACGAGUCUGUUGAUUUCUUUGGUGUAAAUAAAUAG